This is a messenger RNA of Neoarthrinium moseri, 681 nucleotides long. RefSeq lists its product as uncharacterized. The transcript has a single exon. The record is from RefSeq and is a predicted model, not a curated record. NCBI's taxonomy places the organism in Eukaryota, Fungi, Ascomycota, Sordariomycetes, Amphisphaeriales, Apiosporaceae. The coding region runs from base 1 to 681 and encodes 226 amino acids.
AUGAAACGCAUUGAGGACUCACGGAUAGCCCAUGGCAGCCUUUCCGAUGCGCUCGCUGCCUCCGUGACAUCCCCAGGUCACCCGCGUACAAGCCGUCAGGCAGCCGCUUCCUACGUUCGCUUGAACCCACACGGAGUUCUGCCAAUACACGACGGCAACGGACCAUUGGAGAUUAUGGUAUACAUUUGCAGACCGAGGGAUCAAUACCAUCUCCACACCACGAAUCUGUCCGAACCAACGCAAGUGCUACAAUUGCAGCCGCCACUCCCGCUCGUUUCCAAUGCUUCAAGUGGAAGACGCAGUCAGCCUGGAUUUCCGUGCGCCGAGACAGUAGACACCUUUCUCCUUGUGACCUCGCCAUCAUUCCAGACCCCCCUUGCCACGUUACUGAGAUCUGUUGUACGCACCGUGUUCCGCCGAUACUGCCUCUCUGUCGAACCCAACGAGGUCCAAAUGAGCCUAUGCCCAGUAGAUGGGAGUGGCCUGGCAGGCACAGCGGUUGAGCUGAGCAGCAUGAACGAGAUACAGUUUCGGGACCUUCUGAGGUCGAUGAACAAUCGCCAGCAAGGCGGCAAAGUUUUUGUGCUCAUACCCGAGAGAGAGGAAGAGGAGGUAUCAGGAAGAAGGGAACUCGACCCUGACGCCGAACAUGAAAUUCCAGACGUUGAGCAAAACCGAUGA